AGCGGUUAGUUUAUUUACAACACCAGCUGCUGCUCUGUUUCGUCUGAAACAGCAUUUAACACGUGAUUUAUUCUAUUUAUUUACGCUGUGGCUUUUACGGACCGCCUUUUUCUGUCUGUUUUCCUUUUUUUUUUCAGUCGACACCGCUUCGGUAUCAUCAGUUGUUGACACUGUCAGCGCGACUAACGGCUCAGUGCUGCGGGUAGCUUCGGGCUAUUUUUAACGCCAAACUGGAAAUAAUUCAUGGAAAAGCGAGUUAUUCUCGAGGUUUCUGCGUUUUCGCUCCUCUCUCGUUGUUCGACGCUCAGUGUGGACUUGUUAAUUUGUGCUCUACUGUACACAGCUGAUGGUCCAUCAAGCAGCGAGCAGCCUGUCAUUGAACUUGUGUGAUGACUACAGGCUACAAGCUACAUGCUAGCUCCAACUUCAUCAGCACAAAGCUCCACAACAUGCGGCUUUGUUUUUACGAGGCAACUCACCGCUGGACUGUUUUGCUGACCCCAAGACUGAGGCUGUAAACAUGCUUUUAACGGCAUAACUUAGUUGUGUAUAAUUCCAUGCUCCUCCAUGCCUUUGUUGGCAUCUAAUGGAAGAAAAAGCACCCAUUAGGUCUGCCAUGGUAUCCAGACUGCCUAAGUUCGGUGGACGCUCCUCGACUGGCGGCACUAGCCCCCUUACCAAUGGUUCUACGCAGCCAACCACCCCUACCCAGGACGGGAAGACCACUCCCCCCCACGCUAAUGGUAUGAGCCGUGCAUCUCCUUUUUCCCUGAAAUGGAAAAGAGAUGAGGUGACGACCAACCCCGCCACUCCCACCAGCCCCGGGGAUGGAGGUGAAGACAAGGCUCACAUACAACUUCCCUCAUUGGUAAAGGAGGUAAAGAAUGGCUCUCCAGCGACGCCUGUGAUGCGCAGGUCAGGUUCUUUGAUGAUGGCUGUGUCUAGCCCCAAGGCAAUCCCUAAGCAAUCCUCAAAGAUGAGUCCCAAAGUGGGGACCAAGUUAGGCUUAAGCCCACUGAAUGGAGGCUCUAAAACUGGCCAUAACGGCUCCAACAUUCCCGCUCGCACAGGGUCAGAGUCUCGCCUUGUGCGGCCAAGGUUAGGUUCCAGCUCCCCCAGAAGCAGCUCUCAAGACAGCCUUUCACAGUCCAGUGAAAGCCUCAAGAUCCUGGCACUGGACAACAUGGUUCGUUCAAACAGCUUCACUCACUUCAAGCAGAUUCCCUCACCGACCAGCGAGCCUAUGAUACGGUCUUUCUCCUUUAACCGGGCUGUGGAGCUAGCCAAGCCUCUGGCCAAUACUCAGCUCCGACCUCCUCGGAGUAGUUUUCUCAAACCCCCUCAGCUGAGCAAUGGAAGAGUGGGUUUAGGAGUUAAUGGCAGCUUUGGAGGACUUCAGAACAACAGGAAUACUCAAACCGCCUCCUCUUUGCCCAGCCCCUCAAUCUCUCCAGCACCUGCGACUCCCCGGGCUCUAAAGAAGCCUCUGCUGCCCAGCUGUGUGCUGACCAAGUCACUGGGAAGUAGUGGGGGACCUUUGGGUUACAGGCUGGCUCGAUCCAGUCAGGCCAAACAGCAGAAACCUCUUUUUCCAGGUCUGGCCAAGGACGAUGUCAGAUUUUCAGCUGCCUCUGAAGGUGGAGGGCUGUUAGGUAUAGCAAUAGACACUGAGCCAGCUGCUGAGGCUGAGAAAGCAGAAUCUCACAGUGACAGUGAUGGAAGCUCUGGAGAUGGAGGAGUAAAAGGAGGAGGAAAUGGUGCACUUAGACAGAACACUGGCCAAGCAGCAGGCGAGACCCUGGAGGACAUGUCCUUAUCUUCUGCCUCUUCGUUAGACAGAGGCGACACCAGUGAAGAGUUUUUAGAUGACUUUGACAGUGUGGGAGAUGUGCUCAGUGAUGGGGACCUGCCUGACAACAGGAAAGCUGACAACACUACGCAAAACCCCCUACACAGCUUUCUCAGUGACACCCUCGACUGGGACUCUGUGGAUCUUGCCGGGCAUAAAGAAGACAGCCCUAUGCAGGACUCCCAGGAAUCACUGGUGUUGUCUCCAGAACAGGGUGAUGCCCCCCAGGUUUCCUCUGUGGAGCUGUCACCCUCCAACAGCUCUGGUGGGACUUACAUGUGGGAUGAAGAGGGUCUUGAGCCGAUUGGGGGGCCUGGGACUCAUCCACUGGACAGCUACGACGACUCAGAGCUCAACAGCAUGGAUAUCCUUAACAACCUGGACCCUCCGGGAACUGGAGAGUUGGAUGAUGACGACCUCAUGCUGGAUGUGGACCUCCCAGAAGAUGGCUUGCACGAUAUUGACAGGAUGUCCCAUAUCGAGCGCCCGGACCGGGGCAAUCGGCAGGGCCAGCGGCGUAGAAACCACCGCUGGAGUGGACCCGAUCGCUUUAGCAACGAUAGCAGGGCCUUCCAGCACUAUGAUGGUCUCAAAGCCUCGAGGAUGUCUUCACGGCCUGUCUCAUCUGAAGGCAGGCAGCAUGGCUACAUGCCCAUGCUGGAUGAACUCACCCUCGAGCACAUGACUCAGGACUGCAGCAUACUCAAGAACCAGCUGCUCAGGCUCAAAACGUUGCUACAGCUUGAGGAUACAGAUUCUCCAGCAGAUGUUCCUGAGGAGACCGAAGACAAUACCAAUGCAUCACAGGUGGAGGCGCUGAUUAAGGAAGUGGAGGUGCUCAGACAGGAGCUGAGGAGUCGAGACAAGACCAUUGCUCAGCUCACGCUGCAGUGUCAACAGCUGCAACAACAACAUCAGCGGGAACAAAUGCCUGCUCAGGGACGUCAGGUGAGGUGUCAGUGCCACCACCAGAGGGCUCCCUCUUCUCUACGACAGAGCGACAGGCAGAUGGACAGACGGAUGCAGCACCACUAUGACAAGGCCACUCAGACGUACUGGAGACCACCAAACCAAGCUCCUCAAAUACUACAGCCUUUCAACCCCAGUCGCAACGAGCACCUCCACCAGGGAAGACCAGUAAGAACUCCCCCCACCGCGGGCCGCAGUGACCUCACAAGGAGUAGAUCGGAGGAAGGAACCCGUUUAAAUGCUGACCGUCCUCUUGAAGCUCUUCUGGCAGAUGUGUCUGAGCCAGAAGGCCCUGACAAGCUGAGUCAUUUCCCCAGCUCCAACCUGCACUGCCUGGGUUCUUGGGCUCCACAGGGGAUAACUGCCAGAGACGGUCCAGCAUCAGCAGCGCAGUCUGCAGCACAGCAUGGGUGGAAAGCCCCCGCUGUGAUACUGCAGAACUCUGCCACUCCUGAAUCUGCUGGUUCGACUUGCCCUCGCAUGCUGCAGCCUCCUCGCCUUCACAAGCGCGUGUCUCUCCCCGCACUCAAGCCAGGGGGCGCUGGCGGCUUUGCCUCUCUGAAGCCAGGGCGUUCCUCUGGGCCGCCGGCUAACCAGACCAAGCAGCUGCCGCCCCCGUCUAGAGGCCUUCCCUGCUUCAACACCGGACCGCAGGUGCAGGCUCCCAGUCUGUGUCGUACUUCGCUGCUUCAGCCUCGCAGGAUAUCAGAGCCUUGCAGGGAUCCACGGCGCACCAGCCUGGAGGAGCCCAGCCAGGGGACGCUCAAAGACCCUGGGUCAGCCAAGAUCCUGAUCCCUUUGAGUCGCUCAUGCCUCCCCAAGCCAAAGAUUCCCUGAGGAGCUUAAAUCCACCCUUCAAAACCGAAAACGAGAAUCACUCUGACAUUGAUUUUUCAUCCCGUUCUCCUCGUAGCCAUCAUAGCAGCGCGAUUGUUUCACUUUUUUGAGUGUCAAAUGAACAAACCCUGAGCUCACGAAGCCCUACGGACCAUUCAGGGACCGCCUGUGUCAGGGACGUCGGUAUUGUGACUGCUGUCUGUACAGUAUUGUUUCUAAAUUAGCUCUCACAUCUCCAUCAUGUUUGAUUGACUGAAAUCCAGUGUGUAGCAGCAUCUCGUCUUGUCACAGCAAUGUGCAGCGAUGCGUGACAGUUUUCAGAUGGAGGUUAUUUUAAGAAGAAGUCCAGUUUAUCAGCUUUGCACAUGAAUGCCGCACAUGGAAGUUACAGUUCAGAGAAGUCAGCUUUUUUUUUUUGUGUGUUUUCUUUUGUAAUCCCUGCCGGCUAAUGUCACAUUUUAAAGUCUAAGUUCACUUGUCCUCACACAGCUGUGCUCUCUGACACACGGGCGCAUUUGGUUUUAAACAUAGAGGUGACGUGAUUGUGGCCUUUUGCUGUGUAAUAGAAGGCCCAGGGGAGGAAAACAGAGGCAAAACAAGAAGUGGGAAAGAAAGAAAGCAAAAAAGUGAAAGUGAAAUGGAAGGAGGGGGGGCUGGAGAGUGAAAAGCAAAUUCAUCAAAGCGCUCUGGAGCUUGUCACUUCCAGAAUGAAAAUAUGUUUGUGUAAAAGAGGAGAGCAGCUCCACGGUGUAGUUGCAAAUCCUUCCAGUUCAGCUCUCCAGACUAAUAUCCUGAGUGACCCUCUACGCUCGGUACAUAACGGCAGAACAGGGCGCAGACCCGCUGAGUAAAUGCACCUAUGAUGGAAGUAUACGCACAUAAAAACAUAACACCGUGCUGCCGGUGGAGAUAUAAUUAGGAGAAACAGUGUGCAAGUGAGGAAUUAGCUUUUAUAAUGUAGCAGAAAAGAACCGCAUGAAAAAGAAAAAAAGUUAAGUGUGCUCACAAUGGAAAUUCACUCGCACCUCAUGUGCACACACAAAAUCCACUGAAGUGUCUGUAAUUUCACGGCUGCUUUGUGCAUUCCUUCGAUAAAAAACAGCGACGAGUAAAAGGAGGUACGAUGAGAGGGGGUGACAACAUGCAAGGAAGCAAAUUUAAUAUCUGAGUUGUAAAAUUCUUACUUUAAAAUGAACAAAAACAAAAAAAAAUCUGCCGGUAAUGUGAUUUAAUGUCACUCACUUCCACUACAAAAACAAACAAAAUAAUGUCACAAAGCUGAAAUUUGGAAUUCAUUCAUCGUGAAUUGAUGGAAAAUAAAAAAGCCCAGGUGGAGAAAAGCGACACUUGAUUCGCUAGAAAAGAAUUUGGGAGUAAAUGAAGUAAGUUGUGAAGAGAUGUGUGCAGCUGAGAGUCUUUUUUUUUUUUCUCCCCCACCUUCCUGUCACUCUCCUCCUCUCACUGUCUUGCAUGUCUCUGUGGGAACAUCAAAGGUAUUAUCACGGUAUUUUCAGGUAGGGAGCCUUCGGGGCUUUAGUGGCGUUUCUGUGGGAGUUUUUGCAGAAUUGUGUUUAUCGCCCCUUUUCGCCGUCAAACGCUCCCGAAAAUGUCCCCCGAACGGAGAGCAGCAGUGUGUUAAAAAGGCCUUCUGACAGCAACUCUGCUCUCUUCUCUGUCACGCCGCGUGACCGCUUGGUGUAUGCCUCUGGCGGUGUCCGGUCUACUGCGUCCAAUAAUGCACCCUACAUAGACAGAGAGGACACACACACAUCACACACACACACAUCACACACACAAGUUUUUAUAGAUGCACAUGUACAGGAACUCUGACAAAACUCAAAGAGACGUGAAACUCAGAGGGAACACACACACACACAUCGGUUCACACUUCCCGGCAGCCGCGCACCUACACACACACACACACACACACACACACACACACUCUGAAUUCUAUAACAAAGUCCAUGAAAGUGGGUUUGUGUUGUUUUUUUUUCCGCAAAAUGAGCUCUCCAAGCGCACACUGAUCCAUCUGUCUGCUGUAGCCAAAAAAAGAUGUCCAUCUCUAGAUUACCCCGAAAAAACAAAACAAAAAAAAAACUCAGCAGAGGCUCGUGUGUGUGUAUGUGUGUGUGUGUGUGUUUUGUGAGUCAGGAUCCAUGUGGCUGAUAAAACAUGUUUACCUGUUGGACGGCUCAACAUUGUGCCAAACCAGCCAAGCAAGUCAACACCGCUCUGCGAAGCCAAGAAAAAAAACCCAUUUCUUUUAAUGAAAGCGGAAAUGGAGACGGAGGGGGGAAGAUACAUACGCAGCAUCAGAAGGAUGCACAGCCAGAGACAAUAAAAACGGAGCUGGGAGGAGGAAGAAGAAGAAAAAAAGAAGCAGAAAACAAGUGAUCAAGUAGUUAAGGUGGUAAUGAUCAAGAUAAGCUGUUUUCUGUCAGACAUUAUUGUUUGUGAAUGGCUGUCUAUAAAACGUCAGCGCGGGCGUUUAUCAGAGAGGAGGGAGAGCAGACAGAAUGCAUAGAAUGUUUGUUUGUCUGCAUUGUGGGUCCAGAGAAUAGCCCGAUCCUUCAGCUGUGUCACUCACUGCUAAGUAAUGCCAAACAGGAAAUCAAUGUUGCCCGCUGUGUGUAUUUGUGUGUGUGUGUGUGUGCGUCUCCAGACACCUCUGGCUGCCAGUGUUCCCCUCUUGGAUGAGUGUGUGUGUGAGAGAAAGAUGUGUCUGCCCAGGCCAAAGGCAAACCCAUGCCAGCGUAAACAGGGCAGUGCCAUCCUUCUCUCCCUCUGCUGUAUUCCCUAUCUCCAAAUCAAUGUCCCUGCUCAGUUUAGCAGGCAAGCCAAUCAGUCUUGCUAGCUAUGCUAUAACAAAACCACAACUGGGCUAAAAAAAAAAAAAAACUCUCUGCAGCAAACUCGGAUCAAUUCGAAUGCGGAACUUUGAUUUACUUUAUUUUGCAAGAAGGCACAGAAAUUAUUAAGCUGCAUUGCACAACGGGGAGGUUGUUAUUACCCCGAACGACACGGGACCGAAACCUUUGCUGGCACCUAGCACACGCGAUCUAUUUAUAAAGGUGCUUUCCUGCAAUACAAUGAAGAUGCACGUCAAUGGAGGCUCAUUACUUGUAAACAGGAAAUCCAUUGAUGUUCAGAACGUACGGUGGAGCGAAUGCACAAGAAGAAAAGAAACCGGCAGCACAUUUGCAAUUUGAAGCCACUGGUUUUGCUAUAAAGCUAUCGCUGUAUGCUAUGAUCAAUAUUUGUAUGCUAACAAAAGAGCACAUAACUUAAAAGAUGGAUUUCUUUAGCAUUUUAGCGCCCUUUAGCUCGUUGUUUCCCCACAACUUUCCCAUCUCGUAUCUCACAUGAAUGUUGCUUCCGGAUGCAGCUGUUUUACGACACACAAAAAAACCACUAGCUGCCUGAAACCGCACUGCAAAGAGACGAAUAAAGUCACACAAUAGAGCUGUAACGAAGUGGUGGAGACCCAAAAUGGAGCUUAAAGGAGAAGUGAUAUUGGAUUUGUAAAUACGACUUCAAGUAACGCUGCUGAAUCUGUAAGCUGCUGUUUCUGCUGUGGUUGAAAAAAAUCUAAAACCAUUAUCUGGAUCAGCUUGUUUCCCCCCUCUCUGCUCCUGAUGAUGGUUUUAAAGCCGAAUUCUGCGUUUGAAACUGAAAAAUAUGCCUUCAAUUAUCUCUUAGAGGAACUCUGCUGUUAUACUUGACUUGUGGUUUCUGUGUACGCGGUACAGCCUGCUGAUGUACUUUUACGGCAGUUUCUUCUCUCGAGUGUUGCUCUUGUCGUGUUCACCGUAGCAGAAAUACCAACUAGAAGUAUUAGCGGAUAAAGCGCCACGGUGUAGCUGUUCAUAUUUCUUCCCACAUUAUGCAAGGUCACUGUAUUUAUCACUACCUGAUCUCCUACGUCAGCCGCUCUCAGCUGUUCGACAUUGUCUCCAGUACACUGUGCAAUAUUGUCGGAAGCACCAAGAUGAGGGAGCGUUAUAUUUUUAAGCAACCUUUUAUGCAAAUAAAAGCAAAUAAAGCUUUUUAAAAAUUCUAAUCUGAAGCACUUUAAAUGACAUUAACUGGAUUUAGAAGCUACUUCAUUUGGUUUUUACAGUAGCUGUUUUCUUUCUUUUCUCUCUCUCGGUUGCAGAAUCUUAUUUUCCCAGGAAGCCUCGUGAGACAGCAAUAAAGGUCGAACCGAAAGGAAAAAAAUAAAAGGACGGGGGUGUUUUGACUAAUCUUCCUUUGCACCUUUUGGUUCUUUAAUAAGUUGCUUCCAUCCGAAAUUGUUUACAUGCUCAUCUCCAGACGUGUUUUUACCUGAAACCGUGGGUCGAAGGCAAAAUGUGAAAACAUCAAAAUGGCGGAUCGUCGACGAGAGGCCGCAGGUCACAACGCUUCUCACACUGCUGAUCUCAGUUCAAGAUAAAAGAGAAGCCUCGUACUGUUCUCCAUUGUUUUCACUGUCUGCUGGUUGCAUUUCUGUGGAAAUAAAGUAUGAUUUAAACUAUGAAA
Stegastes partitus (bicolor damselfish) is the source of this 8176-nucleotide messenger RNA. It is a transcript of the gene ccser2a, whose product is annotated as coiled-coil serine-rich protein 2a. The coding region runs from base 587 to 3655 and encodes 1022 amino acids. The transcript has 10 exons. Gene Ontology annotation, cellular component: microtubule cytoskeleton. Gene Ontology annotation, molecular function: microtubule binding. Lineage: Eukaryota; Metazoa; Chordata; Actinopteri; Pomacentridae. Gene Ontology annotation, biological process: microtubule bundle formation. The record is from RefSeq and is a predicted model, not a curated record.